Candidula unifasciata is the source of this 3372-nucleotide messenger RNA. Lineage: Eukaryota; Metazoa; Mollusca; Gastropoda; Stylommatophora; Geomitridae. The record is from the annotation of a GenBank genome assembly.
AACUCACAGGGAGGGGAGGCAUCGUCAUCCCACAGAAGGAAGAAAAGAUCCAUAUCUAUAGAGAAACACGUGGAGACACUGGUGGUCGUAGAUACGGAUAUGACAUACGUCCUCACAGUUAUGAAUAUGGUAGCCGCUCUUUUCCACGAUGCUUCCAUUGGAAACGCAGUCAACAUUGUUAUUGUUAGAAUUGUUCUGAUGCAAGAUCCGGAUGAAGAACUGCAGAUAACACACCAUGCCGACAAGACGUUGAAGAGUUUCUGCAAAUGGCAGAAAGGCAUCAACUUUAGGGAUGACGAUCACCCCAACCACCACGAUGUAGCAGUCUUGAUGACAAGAAGAAACAUCUGCUCCCGCAACAACGAACCUUGCAGCACUUUAGGUUUAGCGCAAGUGGCUGGGCUGUGUCAGCCACACAGAACUUGUAGCAUCAACGAAGACACUGGACUGUCUCUGGCUUGGACGGUUGCUCAUGAACUUGGACACAAUUUUGGCAUGAAACAUGACAACCAGCACAGUGACUGCUUGGCAGAUCCAGAGAUCCAGUACGUCAUGGCUCCUCACUUGACUUGGGAUAAGACACCUUCCAGUUGGUCCAACUGCAGCAGGGCAGCCAUCACCAAAUUCCUAGACCGCAACUGGGGAUAUUGUUUGGAUGACCCACCUGGCCAGCAUGAUUUCAAGUACCCUGAGCUGCCAGCUGGCACAAUGUAUGAUGCUGAUCACCAGUGCAGGCUCUUGUAUGGAGAAGGUGCUGAAAGAUGCAAUGGCAUUGAAGUCUUAGAAAAUAUAUGUACAACCUUGUGGUGUAGGGUAAAUAAUAAAUGCUCAACCAAACUCCAGGCAGCAGCUGUUGGCACAAUAUGUGGUGUUGAUAAGUGGUGCUUCGCUGGUCAGUGUGUUGAUAUUGGUGAGAGACCACAGGCUAUUGAUGGGCAAUGGGGCCAGUGGGCAGAAUGGACUGGCUGUACCAGAACUUGUGGUGCAGGAGUCAGUUUAUCACAAAGGCACUGUAAUCACCCUCCCCCCUCAAAUGGUGGGAAGUACUGUACAGGUGAAAGAAAGAGAUAUAGAAUAUGCAACACAGAUAACUGCCCAGAAGAUGCUCCAAGUUUUAGAACACAGCAGUGCGCAGAGUUUAAAGAUAUUCCAUACAAAGGAACACAGUAUGAAUGGGAGCCUGUUGCAACACCAGAUACACCUUGCCAGCUUCACUGUAAACCAAAAGAUAUGUUCUUCUCUGUGAUGCUGAAGGAUAUAGUAACUGAUGGUACCCCCUGUGUCAUCGGCUCAAGACAUAUGUGUAUAAGUGGGAGGUGCAGGCAUGUUGGUUGUGACUGGAUCAUUGAUUCCAGUGCCACGGAGGACAGGUGUGGUGUAUGUUAUGGAGAUGGUUCAACAUGUGAGACAAUAAAAGAGCAGUUCAACGAAACCAAAAUUCAAGGUUAUGUGGAAGCUGCGGUGAUCCCUGCAGGAGCUCGUAACAUUCGGGUUGAAGAGGUGGCUGAGGCAAGUAACUUUCUUGCUUUAAAGAAUGAUGCUGGAGAAUACUACCUCAAUGGACACUGGUUUAUACAGUGGUCUGGAGACUAUGAGAUGGCUGGCACAGUAAUUCACUACAACAGGGUUGGAAACAAGGAAAAAUUCUUAGCUCCAGGACCUCUGAAGGAAUCCCUCCAUAUAAUGCUUUUAAUGCAAACUCAUAACCCUGGUGUGGAGUUUGAAUACACAGUUCCAAAAGAGAAUGCAACAAAUACCAAGAAACCAGAGUUCAGCUGGGACUACAUGACAUGGUCACACUGCACUGUCUCUUGUGGAGGAGGUACCCAGAGAUCCGCAGUUGUGUGUAAGGAACAAGAAGCAGGACUUGUCGAUGAAAGUCACUGUGACCAAAGUACUAGACCUGAUGAUCAGAUGAGAGCAUGUAAUGUUCAUUUAUGUCCAGCAAGAUGGUGGACUGGUCCAUGGCAGCAUUGUUCGGUCUCUUGUGAUGUUGGCAUCCAUCAAAGAACGGUCAUCUGUGUCCGCAGUAUGGGACCGGAUGAGCAAAUUGCUCUAGAGGAUCUGGCCUGUGAAAGUUUGCCUAAGCCCGUGGAGAUAGAAGCCUGCCACCACAAGGACCCAUGUCCUCGACCUGGUGUUUGGAAGGUGGAAGAGUGGAGCAAUUGUACCAAACCAUGCAAUGGUGGAUCCCAAGUUAGAAAUGUAACUUGUGUUGGAGAAACUGGUUGCAGUGAUGAGAAACCAGAAGUUCUUAGAGCAUGUAAUGAACAUAAAUGUGCAGAUAAUCUUUCAGCGGAAAUACUCAACAUAAAAGAAGGAGGCAAACAAGAUGGCAGUGACAUUCUUCCUUCAGAAUCACCAACAUCUUCAUUACUUUUAGAUAUGAUCAGCAUUAGCAAUAAUAGUAUGCUACUUCUGGAUGAUGAUGAAAACAAUAUUCUUAUCAUGAACUCAAGCUCGGAUCCCAUUAAAGAAAGUGUAAAUAUGAACAAUAAUGUAAAUAUUGAAAGCAGCCACUCUCAUGAAACUUUACAUCAUCAUCAUUCCGAAAAUAAAGAGGGUAACGUGACAAGUUCGGUACCUGAAAAGGGUUCUUGGAUUAGCCCAGACAGUGAGAAAAUGAACAAGGUGGACACAGUGCCAUUGCAAGUUAGUGAUAACACACAGAGUGUCCUUCCAAAUCAUUUCAAUGCUGGCAAUUCAUCUUUCACCUGGCAAACACUUCCAUGGAGCAAGUGCUCCAGUCAGUGUGGUCAAGGUGUGCGCACCAGACAAGUUUCCUGCGUUCAAAAGAAAACCAAUGAAAAAGUAGACAAGGACCUCUGCAACAUUGGGAACAAACCUUCAGCCAUCGAGGAAUGUUUUGAGUCCAUAUGUCUGGAGUGGCAGACUGGUUAUUGGGAAGAGUGCUCAGCCACCUGUGGACAGGCAACACAAUUUCGCCAGGUAUUUUGUGCCAACCCAGGACAGUGUGAUGUAUUGCAGAAACCAGAAUCCACCCGGGCAUGUAAGGACCUCAGCUCUUGUAUUAGCUGGGUGUAUGGAGACUGGAGUAAGUGCACAAAGUCAUGUGGUCUUGGCAGUCAAGAGAGACUGGUUCAGUGUGUGAAUCUCACGUCCCAGCAAUUGACACAAGGAUGUCAAGAAGAUUUCAAGCCUCCUGAGAGGCAGGACUGUAAUGAACAUGAAUGUCCCGCAGAUGAUAAUGCUGCUUUGACCGUCUCAUGUGAAUCCAAUGAAAUGAGCUUCAAUGUUUGCCAAAUGCUGAAAAAAGUCGGACUGUGUCACAAACAAUAUGUACAAUCAAAAUGUUGUAGAACAUGCCACCAUGAUGACAGACCAAAACCUGAUGUGUCAAACUUGUCCUGA